This is a messenger RNA of Coffea eugenioides, 3114 nucleotides long. Its product is annotated as mechanosensitive ion channel protein 10-like. Gene Ontology annotation, cellular component: plasma membrane. Bases 340 to 2742 code for a protein of 800 amino acids. The transcript is spliced from 5 exons. Gene Ontology annotation, biological process: detection of mechanical stimulus; monoatomic anion transport; transmembrane transport. The record is from RefSeq and is a predicted model, not a curated record. NCBI's taxonomy places the organism in Eukaryota, Viridiplantae, Streptophyta, Magnoliopsida, Gentianales, Rubiaceae. Gene Ontology annotation, molecular function: mechanosensitive monoatomic ion channel activity.
GGGUGAAUUGUGCACAUGUCUGAAUACGAUCAGGGAGAAUAGUUGAGAACAUCCGACAGAAAGUUGUUGGGGCAUUUUAUAUAUCUCACCUGGCGAUGCACUCAUUGUCAAAUUCCAUUCUGGUUGCAGAACAGCUUUAUUUUGCUCCUUUAUAUAUCUGCUGUCUUUUACUAGGCUAUGGCAAGGGAACAAAUUUCACGUGCAACUUGUUCUUGGCUUUCAAGAAAAGGUGAUCAGUGAGCUGCUGGUUUUUAGAGUUCUAGAAGUGAGAAAGAAACUAAAUAAAGAAAGAAAAGUAGAUUCCCUUUUCUUUUGCAUUUUGAUGCGCAUAAGAGGCUAAUGGAAGGUGAAAAAGGCAAUGACUUGAAGCCACAUGGAGGUGAUAUUGCAAUUGCAAUCUUAGGCAGUUCACAAGCAUCUGAGACCAGCCUGCAAGGUGGCUACCCUAGACAUUCAGCAACACCUGAAUCUGGAGCACAUUCCCUCUCAAAUGCUUCUGUUCAGGACAAGGCAUCAGAUGGGAAUUCAACAAAUUCUCAGAAUCUGAGGCGCAGGCUUUCUUCAAGGAUCAGUGAGUCUGAUUCAACACUUAGUGAACUCCAGCUUGGAAACCUAUCAAUGAAGAAGUCCAAAUUUUCACAGACCAAAUCAAGAGUGCUGGAAGUGGAAGAAUCAAAUCCUACCAGCUCGACUUUGUUUGGCCAAGGCAGCGAAUUGAGGGCUACUAGCUCGACUGCCAGGCGCUUACUUUCCGAGAAGAUUAAUUCUAUGAGAGCUGGUAACCUGCCACCAGCAGAAGCCAAUGGUGACGAGGAUGAUGACAAGAGUGAUGAUACAGAUGAUGAUGAAGUGGAGAAGGAGCAGCAUAAGGGCGAUCAGAAAAAUGCACGUACUCAAAGGUUUAAGAAAAUAGGUAAGAAUCUGAAAGCCAUGGAUGUUAUUGUUGAAUGGAUACUGUUUAUAUGUGCAAUGGCUAUGAUGGUUGCUGGCUUAUAUGCUCCCAAUCUGAAGACUAGUAUACUAUGGGGUUUAGAACUUUGGAAAUGGUGUUUGCUGGUUGCCGUGAUAUUCUGCGGUCGUUUGGUAACCAAGUGGGCUAAGGAUGCCAUUGUUUUCGUGAUCGAAACCAAAUUCUUGUUCAAUGAGAGAGUCGUGUAUUUCCUACAUGGUGUGAAGCAGAGCGUGCGGGUUGUGAUUUGGUUGGGUUUAGUUCUUUUGGCAUGGGUUCUGUUGAUUGAUAGAGGUGUAAAUCGGUCAAAGGAGACCACCAAGAUUCUGAACUAUAUCACUAAGGCUGUUGUUUCAUCUCUUAUUGGGGCAGUCAUGUGGAUGGUGAAGACUCUACUGGUAAAGCUCAUAGCUGCUUCUUUUCAUGUGAAGACAUUCUUUGAGAAAAUUCGAGAGGCCAUCUCUGAUGAGUGUGUUCUUUUGAUGCUGUCCGUGCCGCCGAUGCCGAAAGUAGAAGAAAAUGGAGACAAUUCUCGGCCAAGUGGUAAAUUUUGUUGUUUCAGACCUCCAAAAUGGUGGAGAAAUAAAGAGAAUAAGGAGGAAAUUGAGGUAGAAGAUCACAAAAAGGUGGUGCAGGAAAAGACUAAUCAUGUACAGAAGAAAGAGGAGAUAACAUUAAAGAAGCUAGGAAGGAUGAAAGCUGGGAAAAUGCCUGCUUCAACCAUGAAAAACUUGAUUGAUAGGAUAAGGAGCUCAAAGUUAUCUAUUGUUUCAAGUGCCCUUGAUGGGAGCCUCGAUGAUCUAGGCGAACAGAGGGAUAUUACCAGCAGAUCUGAGGCAGAAGAAGCUGCUUCCCUAAUAUUCAACAAUGUUAGAAGGCGUGGCCGCGAGUACAUCAAAAAGAGUGAUCUUUUACCUUUUAUGAAUAAGGAGAAUGGAACCUGUCUGCUCGCUUGGUUUGAGAAAGUGGCGGAACAAGGGAAGAUAUCUAAGGAGUCUUUAACUGAUUGGGCGGUAAACAUCUACAAGCAAAGGGAAUAUUUGUCACAUUCAUUGAAAGACGCCAAAACAGCUAUUGAAGAGCUGAACAGAAUUCUGUCUGGAGUCGUUCUUGUCUUGAUUGUUGUUGUGUGGUUACUUCUGAUGGGAUUCGCAACAACCAAAGUACUCGUAUUUUUGUCAUCCCAAAUCUUACUCGUCGUGUUUAUAUUUGGCAACACCUGCCGGACUGUAUUUGAGGCCAUGAUUUUUGUAUUUGUCAUGCACCCCUUCGAUGUCGGCGAUCGUUGUGUCAUUGAUGGCGUUCAGAUGAUUGUCGAGGAGAUGGAUAUCUUGAAAACAGCAUUUUAUAGAUAUGACAAUGAAAUGAUUUACUAUCCUAAUGCUGCUUUGGCUACUAAAUCCAUCGGCAAUUUUAAUCGAAGCCCCGAUAAGAUGGGGGAUACUGUGAAUUUUGACGUUGAUGUUUCUACUUCAUUUGAAAGUAUUGAAGCUCUCAAAGCAAAAAUAAAAGAGUACAUAGAUGGUAAUCCUCAUCAUUGGCACCCAGAUCAUAGCGUGCAGAUUAAAGAGAUUGAGCAAAUGAACAAGAUGAAAAUGGCUCUUUUUGUCAAUCACAAAAUGAACUUUCAAGAUUUCCUGCAGAAGAUGAAUCGUCGGACUGAGCUUAUGCUAGCACUCAAGAAGAUUUUUGAAGAUGUUGGUAUCAAAUAUCAUCUUCUCCCUCAAGAACUGCAUAUCAGUUACAUUGGAUCUGCAGUGGCAACUUCUGCAUCUGUUAUGCAGACGAGAUGAGUUCUCAGAGAUGAAGACAGCCGACGCCUAUCUUGUAGUAGAGUACUAUGUAUGACUAGAAUGUAUGCAUAUUCCAGUCAUCAAAACUGCUACUAAAGCACUUAUCCAAUUGUAAUAUACUAGUAAUAAUUAAAAAUGCUGGUAGGCAGGUAGCUAUGGCCUUUGGGCAAUAAACCAAUGUAGACCCGAGUCUGAGCGAAUGCAAGCAGUAAAACAGACACCGGGCAGAGUGUGUUUGCUUGAGUUUUGAAGCUCAUGGUUCCUUUUUAAUACUAGUCAUAUAAAGUUAGAAGUUCUCAACAUUGGAUUUACAUAAGGAUGGGAAUACCGGCUUGAAUGUAUAAAAGAAUGUCGUCUGAUGCUUCUCCAUAA